Messenger RNA from Pseudozyma hubeiensis SY62, 420 nucleotides. RefSeq names its product alpha-1,4-glucan synthase Ags1. The coding region runs from base 1 to 420 and encodes 139 amino acids. NCBI's taxonomy places the organism in Eukaryota, Fungi, Basidiomycota, Ustilaginomycetes, Ustilaginales, Ustilaginaceae. The record is from RefSeq and is a predicted model, not a curated record. The transcript is spliced from 2 exons.
AUGAGCGUGGCGCUGUUGCGAAAUGCCAGCAACGGCGGCAGAGCGGCGGUGGAGGGCUGGAGAGGGGCUAUCUGGGCUCGACAAGGUGGAAGCGUCCAGACGAGGGAGUGGAAACGGCGAGGCGGGAAGGAGCGAGCCUAUCGCAUGACGACAAUGAAGCUCGAGGUUGCGACGGCGCGCGAUGGCGUGGAUGACAGCCAAGAACGCAGACGAGAGACGCGUCUCGACUGGACGUGGAUAGCAUUUUUUGCUUCCGACGUGUUCCCGGUUGACGACGUAACAGUACUCAUCAGGCCAAAUAAUCAUCUCGCACGAAUGAAGCGGGGCACCCGAUGUAACCACAGCUCCGUGCCGGCAGCACUAAACAUACGCAUCCCGUGCAGCAACUUCCGAUGCGACAAGUGUUUCUGUCUGGGGUAA